Molecule: messenger RNA, 9226 nt
Organism: Epinephelus lanceolatus (giant grouper)
Lineage: Eukaryota; Metazoa; Chordata; Actinopteri; Perciformes; Serranidae
Product: amyloid beta A4 precursor protein-binding family B member 1-interacting protein-like
Biological process (GO): signal transduction
Cellular component (GO): plasma membrane; cytosol
Source: RefSeq, a predicted model, not a curated record
UUAGAAAGGCAAACCUCAGUCUUCUUCAUGUAGUUUAAUCUACUUCCUGAUUUCACAGGAAAUUCAGCCAAUAUCUGCAGAGGCGUACGGGCAGAGUCACAUGUUCAAGUGGUUACUAAAAGACUGACCUCUGAGCACUUCCACACACUGUAUGAUGCUCCCAUGUGUGAAAGAGACAGAGAAGAUGGACGACAUAGAUGCCAUGUUCAGUCACCUGCUCGGAGAGAUGGAUCAUCUCUCUCAGAGUUUAAUGUCUGCAGCCGACCCACCAGAAGUGGAUCCUGCCUCACAGAGAGAGAGCACCUUCUCCAUUGGCUUCACAGAUCUACAUGAGUCUCUUAAUGAACUGGAGGACAAUGACCUGGAUGCUCUGAUGGCUGACCUCGGAUCAAAAUCAACCAGCCCAGAAGAGAAACUCCCCACGGAUGAACAGUCCAGCAGCUGUGCAGAUAAUCAAACAGCAGCCGUGGCUCUGGAGCCUGAGCCAGCAGCUGCCCUUCCUCAACCAUCAAACUCUGCUGAAUCCUCUGGAGAGCUACAGAUGAGCGAACCCCAGACAAAAGCAGACAAAAUUAAACUGGCUCUGGAGAAGCUGAAAGAAGCCAAAGUGAGGAAGUUGAUAGUAAAGAUGCUGAUGAGUGACGGCAGCUCUAAGACACUGAUGGUGGAUGAGAGACAGACGGUCCGAGAGGUUUUGGACACGCUGUUUGAGAAGACACACUGUGACUGCAGCAUCGAGUGGAGCCUGUGUGAGACCAACCCUGAGCUGCAGAUCGAGAGAGGCUUUGAGGACCAUGAACACUUAGUGGAGCCCCUGUCUGCGUGGACUCGCCUGAGUGAAAACAAAAUCUAUUUUGUGUCGAAACCGCAGAAAUAUGUGAUGUUCACAGACCCUCAAUUAUUUUACAUGUGGAAAAAGAAGACGGCAUGUUUGAGUGGAGUUAACGACCAAGCCAGACAGCUCUUACUCAAGGAGCAUUUUGAAGGUCCUACUGUGAUUGUUCCUGAUCUCGAGGGCAUGCUGUACCUCAAGGAAGAUGGGAAGAAGGUUUGGAAACCGCGCUACUUUGUGCUCAGGGCCUCGGGCAUCUACUAUGUACCCAAGGGAAAGACAAAGACUUCCAGCGAUCUCGCCUGCUUUGUCCAUUUUGAAAAAGUCAACAUCUACACCACCAACAACUACAAGCAGAAAUACAGAGCUCCCACCAACUUCUGCUUCAUGCUGAAGCAUCCCCGCAUCCAGAAAGAGUCGCACUACAUCAAGUUCCUGUGCUGUGACAACGAACACGCGAUGUUGCUUUGGGUGAACUCCAUCAGAAUAGCCAAGUAUGGGGCUGCCCUGUAUAAGAACUACCAGGCUGCACUGAAGAGAACCUCUAGUUUUCAAACUCUCCACUCUGCUGCACAUAAAGACAGAUGUAACAUUAAUGCCCCUCAGAGCAGCCCACGUCCGGGUCCAGCUCCACCCAAAAUCACAAAUGUUGAAGAUGAGCCACCACCUGACUUCAUCCCUCCUCCUCCUGGACACACGCAAGUUUGAGACACAUCUUCACCUUCUGAUGUGCAUCAUGGUUAACUUCAGUUAGCUGGAUUUAGCCCAUUUAGCCUCCCAUGUGCACACGUCUGGACAAAUAUCCAACCUGGAGCCAAUAAUAUGAUGUCAGUAAUGCACAAACAUGUAGUAGUAGUAGUGUUACAAGACCAUGAUGCAAAGAAAAUUAAAAAGCUUUUACUUAUUCUCAGAUGUAUAAUACUAUUUAUUUGGUUUUGGACAAAGUCCCUGCAAGGUAUAAUUUUUUUGCACCUGUUCAAGCAACUAGGAAAGACCCUAAAAAUUAAGGUAAAGGUAGAAAUUAUUUUAGCAAAGGACACAGAACUAUUGAGGAUGUACAGUAAACAUCUAUCAGGGGAGGCCAUGGCUGGUCUAAAUCCUUGAUAAGAAAGACAGAGAUGUUGCACAGAUCAACACUAGAGACACUAGUCAUAGUAUUAAUUCAAUGCCACUUUGACUGUGCUGCCACCUCCUGGUGUGAUAGUACACCGCGGUGCAUCAAAAAUAAAGUCCAGAGUACCAACACAUGUAUAUCAGGGUUGUGUUAAAGUUACCUCUUUCUACUCAUCUUGAUUCAGCAUAUUUAUUACAACUUCCAGAGACAAUCAGAGGCAACCGCUUUAAUCCUUUUGAGAUUCAAGAGUUUAGUGGGCAAAUAUUUUCAAACUACUUUUAAACACAGCUGCAAUUGAAUGGAAUAAACUUCUAAUAUCUCUGAAAGUAAUUGAAGCAAUGAGGAAUUAAAAGCAGGCUAUAAAGAAACAGCCAGCAAAUAGUCUCAUAGCAGGGAACUUGCACAAAUUAACUGAGUGAUGUCCUUUUGUUUUACUUCUUUGGUGAUUAAAUGGAUUCUGUAUUUGCACCUGUCUAUAGGUUUUUUAAAGAUUUUUUCUAUUAUUAUAGUGACGGAGAGAGACAAUAACGGCAGGGGAGUGAAAGGGCAGAUGGCAUGCAGCAAAAGGCCAGACUCGAAACUCCACCUCUGUGAUGAGUUCUUAUCCAUAGUCUGUAUAUUACCUAUGGUAGAUGGUGGUCGGCACAACCCUCAGUUUGGAGAAGCAGGCUAGAGUACUGCCAUGGAAGGUGAGCAAUGUGCUGCUGUGGAUGACGGCAGCAUCAAAACAUAUUUUAGCCACCUAAAAAUCGGAAUCAGUAUAAUUGUACCCCAUAAUUAGAAUAUUUUUGCUGCUUUACUUUACUGUCAGACAGCCCUUUCCGACUUCCCCAUCUACGCUCUUGUCAGAGCCACCAGACUCCAUUGACAAAAAUUUCAGCUCGCCGAACCCGGGAGCUGCUGGUCUACCGCUGCCUCCAUCACUUAGUUUGUGUUACAGUGUGACUUUGGUCAAUCCAAACCGACUCUUUUAAUUGUCCAAGACACACAAUAACAUAAACAGAGGGCUUUCACAUCAGGGACCCAGGCAUGGAAUACAUUUCAUUUUAUAAGUGUGAACACUGUGUACCGUACUCGGGCACAGGUGGUCUCAAGUACUAUUAAUAUGUACUCUCCUACAUUACCCCUCUGGUGUGAACACCAACUAUACCAAAACUCGGAAGCAGGCUGUUAUUUGACACAACUGCAAGGAGUUUUUACCGGUAAUAAAACAGUCAAGAGAAGAGACAAGAUGAGACGGGACGAGGCUGUAACAAGCUGCCACUAGUGCAGCACCAUCUUGAGAAGAAUAUAAUGCUAAUGCCUCUGUAUCAAACUGCAAGAGCAAAGCUUUGCCUACUCCACAGGUAGUGAUGGCCAAAUGAAGCCUCAUGAAGCAUUUUCUGUAUAUUCUGAGCCCACUUGAUGGCACUUAUUGUUCAACAAAAGGUUGAAAAUACACUGAAUUGCCAUUCUUUGAGCCUCUCUCUUUAAACCCAGAGCACCAUCUAGUGGGCUCGUCAUGAGGCUUCAUUUGGCCAUCACUACUUCACAGGCCCCUGCAGAUGACAGUCCCUGAGGCAGUAGUGUCGUCUGCAGCAAACUUUUCUUCACUGUAGCUUAGCAAAAAUGUCAUAUAGAUGAUGACGCAAGUGUACUCGGGUACGGAACAACAUUGCUAAUGUGAGAGUGGAGUGGAGGGUGGUAAAUGGUACUCAUGCAUGGAGAGCAUUAAUCGGACCUGAAAUGAAAAAGCCCUAAAUGAUCGAGGCAGCAGCUCCCAUGUCUGGCUUUGAAGAGAGCCAUGUAACAGCUUCAGCUCCUCGUCAGAAAUCGCUGUCUGACGGGAGAGUUAAGUGCUGAAAAUAUUCUCAAGAUAGCAAACACUGUGGCCCCCAUCAACAGCAGUAUGUGGUGUUACUCUUGCCUGCUUCGCCAGACUGGGGGCGUGCUGACUGACAUCUACUGUAGGUAAUACACUGACUAUGAAUGAGCACCUCAUACAACCCCACUUGAAAAGAUCCAUACUAUCCUUUAUAGGUCCCUUUAAUGGUACACACUCUACCCAGUGAGCUAGCGAUGGCCAGGUGAAGCAGUAUUAUGUGUAUUUUAUGAUGUUUUAUGUGAAAUAAAUCUGUCAAACUUUACGACACACAAAACACACAGCUGUGUUCAUUGUUUCAAUGAGCUGUUUAUUACAAAAAGACUGUACAUAAAUUUCAAUGAACACAUCAUAUGUACAAACUGAGAGGAGAAGACAAAUAUUGGAUUCUGUUCCCAUGAACAUUUAAGUUACUGAUUUUUUUUUCCCCCCCCAUGUUUCUCAUUAAGAAAACACACAUCAAAGAAAGGCGCCUUGACCUGUGAUGCCCUGAAAUGCUAGACGUUAAGUGGUAAACAUUACAAAGUUCUGCACGUCAGUGGUUGUCUCAUGAUUUCUCUCUGAAAAAAGUAUAAAUAAAUCCUUUACGUACAAACUGCUAGCGAGCCUUCCUCAGCAGUCUCCGACACACAAAAACAAGUUGAAUGCAAAGCUAGAAAUACGCUAGGUAGAAAAAGUUGUUUUCUCACAAAAAAUUACCUCAUGAUGGAAAAAAUACAAUCAAGAAUGGGAUGUAGUGGCAAAUCAUUCACUGUAAUGACGAUACUUUCAUGCACAAUGAAUACUGUUCAUAUGACCGAGUCGUUGUCUUUUCUGAUCUGUGUGGAAACCUGAAAAUGUUACCGCUGGAUAAAAUCCCCCUCACAACAUCAGGAAGUCUGUGUCAUUUCAAAAUAAAAGUUUGUGUUCAAUGCCCAUUACUCCCAAAGUACAUAUGAUUAUGUUUGUUUAUGUGACUUGUUACAAGCAUAUGAGAUAAACAUUAGCUUCAGUGGUAUCUGACAGCGGGUUUUAAUGCCGGGUUCAGACUACAGGAUAUCAGCCUGAUUUUAGCCUGACGCAGCUGUCCUUCGGUGUCAGCUCAGAUCGUGAACGACAGUGAGUGACGUUUGCGAUAAUAAAUCGUUUUAUCCUGUGUAGUGCGUCGUAGUCGACAACAACCAACGCCAUGUCUGGGACACCUCACAGCAUUCCAACAGAAAGACUAGCAUGUUUGAUUUUCUUUUUCUUUCUUCUUCCACGACUCUUUCCAUCACAGCCAUCACUUUGACCAAUAAGAACACAGCGAUGUGCCACUGUAGACAACUGUGAGGCAACAAUACCCCAACCUUUUGGAUAUGUCCUCUUGAGAUGUUACCACACAGAGUAAAAAAGGAAAAAUGCUGGCAUGAAACAGCAGCGACACUUCAGCAACCUGAUGAGUACUGCAGUUAGCAUCAAGCUAGCAAAGAGUGCUAAUUCACCAUAAUAAUCCCAAAUGGUGUCUAAAACUUUACUUAGAACAACUACAGAGGGUACCAACUUUAUUUGAAACUUCAUUAGACACAGGCCUUUAUUUCUCAUUCCCUCUGUAUGUUUCUACUUUUAAUCCCUUCCUGUUUGCCCUGUUAAAUUUAACGCAUCAUGCUGUCAUUUCAAACUCAACACUUCCUGUCUCCAUUUGAAAUUAAAAGCCCCUCAUCCCUUCGGUGGAGAGAAUCCCUUCAUUUUCUAAACAGGCUUUUAUUGUGAAACACUUGCAGGAAUUUGUUGCGGAGAAUUCAGUCACUUGCACGGUACUUCAAAUAUAGCUCCUGUCAUCUGACGGCACUUUUUACGUUACUACAAAAACAGUUUGGCUGGGACAUGAACAGCCACAGUGACUAAAACAUAGAUAUUAAUAAUACCUAAAUACCAGACACUGAGAUGGCACCUAUUCAUUCCACUGGAAUUGCUCGUCUGGCACGUACACCUGCCUUCUGUUGUAUAUGGCCCACUGAAUAUGCACAGUAGUGAUUCUCCUGUUGGCCGGGGCCACAAGUUCCUGCUUGGCUCAUAGAGUUUACACUGUGAUGACGACAGAUUUUUAAAUCGCUUUUCUUGGCUUGAGGAAAGUUUUACAAAUAUAAAACCAGCAUGGCUCAAAAAUUCAGAAUAUAAAGAGUCGUACUUGACCUUGUUUGUAGUUUGAGGUGUCCUGUCAACAGCUUUACAGACAAGUCUUUUACAAUGGCGGUCUGUGGGGGAAAAAAAGCUUUUAUGGCUGCAAUACUACUAGUAAUAAUAGGACAAGAACACUAGACAUCACACACGUCAUGUAAGAUGACUGGUCGUGGACUAACUUGUAGUCUGUCACGCCAGGCAAGAUUUUAUGACUCUGUAAUCACCUCAUCCGACAUAGUGAUCGUCAGGACGGGCAAACAUGUCGUGUAGUCUGAACCCGGCAUCACUUGCACCAACAAUCACUUUGCAAGAACAGGCAUCUUAUUUUACAAAAGUAGUAGAAAUCAGAAGAGAAGUCUUCAUAUAUCGGCACUGUUUUUAAGACCUCAGGAUUGCAAUUCAUUCCUUCACUGCAGUUGGCAGGUGUCAUUCAUACGCAGCACAGACUGUUUAUCUGUGUGUAGACAGACAAAACAUACUGUAAGCAGCAGACUGAAUCGAGCUUUAGUACAUUACCACUGGGUUGCCUACAUUCACUAAAAUGCAGAGGUGAUUGAAUCUGAUAUAUGUUCACCCUCUGGAACAAAGUAAUGAGACUAAACUCCCUUGUUACAUUUCUGCAGUUUGUAGCGCAGUCUUGGUUUGAGGUUGUUUGGGUUGGUGAUUAUGGUUAUUGAGCACCAAUGUAAAGCACCACACCAGCAACCACUGAAAGAACAAGUGUAAAGGUUAGUUGACACUUCUGGAUCACAACUCUUGUGUAAAAAUCAAAGCAAUGACGGAAAUCAUUAAGUCAUCACAGUCAUCACAGUUGUUGAUAACUAAUCAGUGCAGCUAUUCCGACACAAUGGAAAACAACAUGAAACAUACAGGUUAGUCCUUCCUCUGCUUCACAUCUCGAAGCAAUCUCAAAGCUCUGCUACAGUAGCUGGACAGCAUCACUGAAUAUAGUGAUCAAAAUGAUAUAGUUGUGACUGAACAUAGAAAAAUGUUUAUACACGGCCACUUUGCCCUCGAUAAAGUUAAAAUGGCACUGUGAGUGAUGGAUAAAAUUAAUAUUCAAGUAAAAAAAAGAAACAAAAUGUAAAACAUCCAAUCUUGGCAUCACCUCCACUGACGCUGAUGGAAACUCACAGGUGAAACACACUAACUGACAAAUGUACUGUACUGGCAGCGUCUCACGUUACAGUUUAUAUACAAGUUAGAGAACAGAAAGAAACUCCACCAGAAAGAAGAAACUUGUCUUUUUUUGUAAUGCAUUCUAUACACUCAGUUCACCCUUUUUAACAGCAUCAGCUGUGGAAGCCCAUUUCUGCCAGUGUGAUCCAAGAAAAAGAUCCUGUCAGUCAGUACGAUGAGAAACUUUCUCAAAAUAAUGACUUGCAUAUCUCAAUGACUUUGAGAGGCUAAGCUCUUUUUAAAAGUUUUCAUAUAUUUUUUGAAAUAUUACCUCAUUAUUUUGAGAUACUAAUUAAUUAUUUUGGGAUACUUAUUAUCUCAGCAUACGAUCUCAUUUUGAGAUACUAACUUGUUAUUUUUGAGAUACUACAUUGUUAUUUUGAAAGACUAAUUAAUUAUUUUGAGAUACUAAUUAAUUAUUUUGGGAUUCAACUUAUUAUGAGAUAUAACCUCAUUAUCUUUGAGAUCGUACCUCAUUAUUUUUGAGCUAUUACCUCGUUAUUUUGAGAUACUUCCUCAUUAUCUUGAGGAACUAAUUCAAUAUUUUUGAGAUAAUAACUCGAUAAUCAUUAUUUUGGGAUUCAACUUAUUAUAAGAUAUAUCCUCAUUGUCUUUGAGAUAUUCCCUCAUUUUGAGAUACUACCUCAUUAUUUUGAGAUACUAAUUCAUUAUUUGGAAUGCUAACUUGCUAUACUAUAGAUACUAACUCAUUAUUUUGAGAUACUAUCUCAUUAUUUUGAAUCUAAUUUAUUAUUUUGAGAUAUUACCUCAUUUUGAGAUACUACCUUGUUAUUUUGAGAUACUUAUUCAUUAUUUGGAAUACGAACUUGUUAUCUUGAGACUCAAACUCAUUAUUUUGAGAUACUAAAGAAUUAUUCUGAGACUCUACAUCAUUAUUUUGAGAUGCUACCUCGUUAUUUUGAGAUACUACCUCGUUAGCUUGAGAUAUUUCCUCCUUUUUUUGAGAUACUUACUCAUUUUGAGAUACUGCCUCAUUAUUUUGGGAUACUAGCUCGUUAUUUUGAGAUACUACCUCAUUAUUUUUGAGAUAGUAAUUUAAUAUUUUGAGAUACUGACUUAUUAUUUUGAUAUACUACAUUGUUAUUUUGAGAAAGCAACUCAUUAUUUUGAGAUACUAAUUUGUAAUUUUGAGAUACUACCUCAUUAUUUUGAUACUAGUUCAUUAUUUUGAGAAACUAAUUCAACUUUCGAGAUACUACCUCAUUAUUUUGAUACUAGUUCAUUAUUUUGAGAUACUACCUCAUUAUUUUUGAGACUCUCAUUUCCACUACAAAGUCAUUAUUAUGCAAAACUACCUUGGUAUUUUGAGAUACUACUUCAUAAUUUCAAGAUACUAAGUCAUUUUUUUUGAGAUAUUAAGACAUUUUUUAAGACAAUAACUUUAUUUUGAGAAAGUUUCUCAUUAUAAUGACUCACAGGGUCUUUUUCUGGCGGAAAUGGUCUUCCAUACAUCCCCACCAACACAGAGCAUAGUCAAUACACAACUCAAGGUUGCUUUUGUUCCCCCUUUAACAUCUUGUGAUUCGGACAUCGACGGCAUUGAACAUUCAGUCGUGUCCUAAUGCACUUGUUGAUGUCUGUUUGUCCUUUUAAUUUUUUUUGUAUAAGGUAAGAUGGAUGUUUUUGAAAGGAGGGAAGGGUUGGUCUGCUGGUCUACAGUGCAAAUAAACGGGUAGGAGCGUCUGCACACCAUUUUAUCUAAAGAAUGCUACAUUGCCUCAUCUAUUGAUGAAAUCCUAGUAAUACUUCACUGUCUGGAUCUACUGCAUACUGUAAAUACUGGACAUGUUGGCUGCACAUACACCAAUUAACACUAAAUCUAGAUUUACUUGGCAUUCUUUGAAAUUAUUCUGUAAUUUCUUGUGAGGCAAAAUGUGACUGUUAUAGUUUGAAAAGUGCUACCCAACCACCACGAUGUAACAGCGGCAGCAUAAAGGCCUUUAUCUCCUCCCUUUCGUCCACAGUGUAAACUAACAGACCCCGGUCUGAAGCUUCAGCACCCUCCUUCUUUGUGCGACACUUUUAUCUUUUUUUAUUUAUUUUUUUCUUGAGCAUAACAAAACCGUGCAAGCACAAG